AUUCCCUCACUCGAGAAGCGAAAAAAUAGUAUAAUUAAUCACCUGAUCCAAACCAAAAAAACGCAAAUCACACGUAAAGGGGCGAUCUGGUUGUUCAUCAUCGUACCCGGUUCUCUCGAACAUCGAAAGCUUCAAUCUUUUGUCCCAAAAAUCGAAGUAAAAGGGGAAUAUAGAUCAACGAUGGCGGCGGCGAAGAGGCCGAUCCACACGGUGACGACAUGGGUUCGUCGGCAACCACCGAAGGUGAAGGCUUUUCUCGGCGUGGUCUCAGCCAUGGCGGCUCUCGUUUUCCUCAGGAUGAUUGUUCAUGACCACGACAACCUCUUCGUCGCCGCCGAGGCUGUUCAUGCCAUUGGAAUCUCCAUCCUCAUCUACAAGCUCAUGAAAGAGAAGACUUGUGCCGGGCUGUCUCUGAAGUCACAGGAGCUGACGGCUCUGUUUCUGGCAGUGAGGCUCUAUUGCAGUUUCGUCAUGGAAUUCGAUAUUCACACUUUACUUGAUUCCGCAACGUUGGUGACCACCCUUUGGGUCAUCUAUAUGAUCCGGUUUAAGCUUAGACCCACUUACAUGGAAGACAAGGACAAUUUCUCUAUCUAUUAUGUCGUUAUCCCAUGCGCCGUUCUAUCUGUACUUAUUCACCCGACAACACGUCACCACAUGAUCAAUAGAGUUGCUUGGGCUUUCUGUGUUUACCUCGAAGCCGUUUCAGUUCUUCCUCAACUCAGAGUCAUGCAAAACACAAAGAUCGUGGAGCCAUUCACAGCACAUUACGUAUUUGCUUUGGGGAUAGCUAGGUUCUUGAGUUGUGCACAUUGGGUCCUUCAGGUUUUGGACACUAGAGGACGGUUACUGACUGCGUUAGGGUACGGGCUGUGGCCGAUAACGGUCCUCCUCUCGGAGAUCGUCCAGACAUUCAUUCUUGCUGACUUCUGCUACUACUAUGUGAAGAGUUUGAUGGGAGGGCAGCUUGUUCUUCGUCUCCCGUCGGGCGUGGUGUAGAAAUGGGUUGAACCGAUCGCCGGAGAAUUGGCCGGAGAUAAGGAGGAGCAUGGUGGCUGCUCAAGGGGUGUGGAGCGUGUCAUGUUUUUUGCAGCCUAAGCUUUAAGUGACGACUUGUCUUAUCUUCUCUUUCCUUUACUUUUGUUCUUAUUAGAGGAGUGUAAAGAGAUGGGGUUAGAGAGAUUAAGGAGGUAAUGUUUAAUUUAGAUGCUUACUAUAAGCUUUUGUUUACGAACAAAAGAUCAAUUGAAUUGAUGGGUUUAGAUAA
Molecule: messenger RNA, 1267 nt
Organism: Tarenaya hassleriana
Lineage: Eukaryota; Viridiplantae; Streptophyta; Magnoliopsida; Brassicales; Cleomaceae
Product: putative ER lumen protein-retaining receptor C28H8.4
Exons: 6
Coding region: 181-999 (272 amino acids)
Biological process (GO): protein retention in ER lumen
Cellular component (GO): membrane
Molecular function (GO): ER lumen protein retrieval receptor activity
Source: RefSeq, a predicted model, not a curated record